Messenger RNA from Harpia harpyja (harpy eagle), 3568 nucleotides. It is a transcript of the gene GUCD1, whose product is annotated as guanylyl cyclase domain containing 1. The transcript is spliced from 6 exons. The record is from RefSeq and is a predicted model, not a curated record. NCBI's taxonomy places the organism in Eukaryota, Metazoa, Chordata, Aves, Accipitriformes, Accipitridae. Bases 123 to 836 code for a protein of 237 amino acids.
CCGGGGCCGGGAGGAGCCAGCGCCGCGACGAGGCAUGCCGGGCCCCUGGGCCGCGCCGCCGCGCGGGCCGGUUCGCCGGGGCCGGUAGCGAGCGGUCGGCAGCCGCCCCCCCCGCCGCCGCCAUGAAGAGCCCCCGGGAGGCUGGGGAGCCGCCGCCAGUUGACUGCGUCCAGCUGAAAGUGCCGGUCAUUCAGCAGUUGUACCACUGGGACUGUGGGCUAGCCUGCUCCAGGAUGGUGCUUCAGUACCUGAAUCAUUUGGACAAUGAUGAAUUUCAGAAAGCCAUCCAGGAACUCCAGUUAACAAAGAGUAUCUGGACUAUUGACCUGGCCUACCUAAUGCGGCACUUUGGUGUUAAGCAUAAAUUUUGCACCCAGACGCUUGGAGUGGACAAGGGCUACAAAAAUCAGUCGUUUUACAGGAAGCACUUUGACACAGAAGAGAAUCGAGUGAAUCAGCUUUUUGCACAAGCCAAAGCCAGCAAGGUGCUGGUGGAGAAGUGCACAGUAACUGUUCAAGACAUCCAAAACCACCUGUCCCAAGGUCAUGUAGCCAUCGUCCUAGUGAAUGCAGUCCUGCUAUUGUGUGAUCUUUGCUCAAGUCCUGUCAAAUACUGCUGCUUCCUCCCCAUUGGACAGAAGUGCUUCUGCAGGAAUCCUGACUACCAGGGCCAUUUCAUUGUGUUAUGUGGCUACAACAAAGCCUCAGGGAGUAUUUACUACAACAACCCUGCCUAUGCUGACCGAACAUGCUGCACCAGCAUCAGUAACUUUGAGGAAGCCAGGACAAGUUACGGCACUGAUGAAGAUAUUUUGUUCAUCUACACAGACAGCUGACAUCCACACCUGAUACUUCUGGUCCUUUCCUGUGCAGCCUGCAUGGCAGGUGGCUGCUUGUCUCAGGACUCCCCCUGCAGAGACCUUGCUCCUGAACUGCAGUGGGAUCUUAAACAAGGGAGGCUUUAUAGACAUUAAUAGGACUAUAUUGCAAUGCUGUCUUUACCUUUUUUUUUUCCUGAUGAUGGAUCUGAUUUUGCAAUGUAUGUCUCAGUUUUUUGGGUUUUUUUCUCUCAUUUUCAACACUGCACAUUUGACAGCAGUUUUAAAAUACAGGCCCAGAGCCUGUUCACGUUGAGCUUAUUCUCAAAUUAAAGACAUGAGAAAAAAAGCACCAAAUUUAUGACCUUUAACACUUGGUAAUACAUGCAUAGGUUUAGGUAAACAAAACCAGGAAAAAAAGUAGAAAAUGCCUGUUUCUCUCUCUGUCAAAGCAUCAAGGGCUGAUCUUCAUCCUAAACCUAAAGAUUUGAGGUUCAGCAGGGUAUUAUGGAAGGAAAAAAAUACUAGCUUAAACCACUUUCAAAUAACAAAAAAUGCCUUUCUGGCUCAUCAGUAUUGUCUGCAUUGUAGGAAUGAAACACAUUUACUCAAGGAAACUUCCCAUGUACCAAGUUCACCUUACACAGAUUUAGCAUUUAUGUCACUGCAUUAAAUUUUGAAUCAUAGUUAUUGGUAUUGUUCCCUUGUACUACAAACUCAAUCUCUUUUGGCUAAAUCCUCUAGGAUGACUGCUUAGAGCAGUCUGUAUUGCCUCAAAAAUUUAAGUGAAGAUAUUUUAUUUGUACCUAGAAGUCUUUAUUGCUCUUUGCAAAAAUGUCUGAACAUUAUGCCACUCACAUGUGCCAGUUUCUGCAGAAUCCAUUCUAAAUAUAAACUUUAAACUUAUUAAGCAAAUAGAGAAAAUGAUCGUCCACACUAAUGGUAUACAUUUUGUGUGUAAAUUGUAAAUAUCUGACAGCAUAUACUGGAUUGUAACUAAAAUGCUGAAUCGUAAUUUGAGCCGAAUUUUACUAUUGGUAUUAGCUCAGUGACCUAAGAACAGCUGAAAUAAAUUAAGAAAAGAGGGAGCAUAAACAUCUCUGCUACAAGUAAAAAGGCAGGAACUCACAUUUUCUAGUCUUAUACUACAGCUGUAUUUGGAUUAAGUUGGAUUUACUGUAUUCAGACAUUAUCAAGUGAAAUUGGUAGCAGCCCAUUCAUAAUCCUUUCAGGUAUUACCUGGGUUUAAUUACUUUGCUGAGGAACACUGAAGUGUAAGAAGUAGCCACCUAUUUCAGAUUCAUCCAUCACAAUUUCCUACAAGUCUUGAUCUCCAGUCCCACCUCUGUUGAAGUGGGUAGAAAAAUCAAUGUUAAUCCUGAUGUAAAGCUAGCAAAAUUUUAUUUUGCACUUAAGACAGAGAUCCCACACCUUUGGCAUGGUUUUAGGAAAAGAACUGUUCAAGUUCUGGAACUGCAUGGAAUAACGGUAAAAGGACACUUACUUAGUGGUGAAAAUAAUAAAUAGGAAUCUACUUUCAGCAUGGUAAAAAAAAUUUCUAAGAGAAAAUAUUUUCUUCUAUCAGUUGUUGACUUACUGAAAAGUAUCUGGAAAGUGUUCAGUAAGUAUACUUAGUAGAAUCAAGAGCACUCCUUUGUACAAAGGCUAAAAAUAGUAGCAGAUUUAAAAUGCAGUAGCCUUUAAAAAGUUCCAAACAAAAAGUAUGUGACAAAUUUUCAGUAUAUCAAAUUUUGCUUAUCAUUGGUGAAGUUGGAAUACAUAGUGGCACUUACACUUGCAAAAUGAGUAAAAAUUAGGAUGUGAUUUGUGAGCAGUAGAACAUUAGUGGCACCAGCAGAAUCCCAGAAAAAAAGCUAUACAACCUAUUACAGAUAAUGCCUUCUAACUCCUCCAGAGUAAGUCAUGAGAAGGCUACUGAUCUGCGAAUUUUUAUGUCCAAGUCCAAAUUCAUGAUGUUUGAUUUAGAGAGACUGUAUUAGCUAUGUUACUAAUUAACAGGUAUGUAAACUACAGGUUGAUGGGAGUACUUCCUUAACCCAUGCAUUUUCAGAUAGGUAGUUCAUUCAAUACCAUUAAACUGCCACAGGAUUUAUUUUAGAGCAGGCUUGGUUAGCUAAAUAAAAACAAUUCUUACAAAAGGCUUGUAAUUGACAUUUAGCCUCUUGCUGGUUCAGUUAUCCAAAUGCGAAUCUUGAGCUUAUACAUAAGACAUGAACUUAAGGGCAUGCUAAGUGUUCUGAAGUGCACAGAUAGGUGUAACAACAUCGACUGUUAAAUAUUUGGUACCCAGGGUUUAAAUACUUCAACAAAACUGAAAGAUAAAGAAACAAAGCUGUUUAAGCUAAUACAGACAAAAGGAGAGCUCCACCAUUGGAACAGGAUCUCUUACAGCCGCCAACUGGAAGAUGGCUAUGAGAGGUGAAAACACACAAGGAAGCAGCAAAAGCCAAGUGAAAAGACUGAGUAUUUAUAUGACACAAAUUCAGAUUAAGCAGCUCACUGCACAAGCAUUCAGAACAUCAGCAUUUUCUGAAACUUUGUUUCCCAUUACAAGAUAGUCUAUCAAAAUACUAAUUCUGAAAAUGUUUUGUCACUUUGUUUCCUUCAUGAUGUCAAUAGCAAAGGAAGGGGUAUUUUACAUGCAGGGAUUUUAUACAUAAAUAUAUUUUUAUUUGUAAUUAAGCCUUUCUCAAUAAAGGUUUAAAGUCACAGAUAACCCUGUAACAUAA